AUGACUGCUACUAGCCCCGUGUGUAGCCCCUCGUCCUCCAAGUCCACCCAGUCCACCUCCACCUCCUCCACCGGUGCGACCUGCCCGACAUCCUGCCACCGUCGCCUGAAGAAAGGUCAACCCCUGCAGACGCCCUUGCCCCUGCGCUCUCCCCCGGGGGUCUGGCUCAUGCUGGGAGUGGCUGUGGUCUUCGUGGGUCUUUGCGUGGCCAUCGCGGGCUACGUUUCGUCCCCACCCAAACCGCCCAUCGGAGGCCGGGGCAGCACUCACGUCGAGAGGAUGAAACUCGCCGGCCCGAUCGUCAUGGGCAUCGGUUUGUUUAUCUUCAUCUGCGCCGCUACGUUGCUCUACGAAAACAGGGACCGGGAGGUGAGGAGGCAGGAGAAGUUUGAUGAUCUUGAGGAUUUGAAAGGCGGGAUGGCGGUUGAGGAUUGUUCCGGAGGGCUCGACUGCGUGCAGGAAGCGUGGGCGGCCCCGGCACACCUGCUUCCGCUUUCUCAAAACAAUUCUUCCCCGCCCCUGGGGUCGGUAACGCCGCAAGCCCAAAGAAGCGACGCACCCAGACUUGCGGCAACUCUUGCUCGGGUUUCUACAGAGAAGGAACGCAAAUACAAGGGGCAGACGCUUUUGGCUUCUGUUUUGUACCAUCAGGAGCCCAGACCUCUGCCCCCGCCCUCUCCCUGCCUCUCCAUCUCCCGCUCUUCUAUCUGCUCUGACUUGUUUAACUCGAUGGAGGUCAACUACGACAUACGGACUGCGUCGCCUUUGCCGACCGAACAGUGA
Molecule: messenger RNA, 783 nt
Organism: Knipowitschia caucasica
Lineage: Eukaryota; Metazoa; Chordata; Actinopteri; Gobiiformes; Gobiidae
Source: the annotation of a GenBank genome assembly